This is a messenger RNA of Vidua chalybeata, 715 nucleotides long. It is a transcript of the gene CD8A, whose product is annotated as CD8 subunit alpha. The transcript is spliced from 6 exons. Lineage: Eukaryota; Metazoa; Chordata; Aves; Passeriformes; Viduidae. Bases 1 to 696 code for a protein of 231 amino acids. The record is from RefSeq and is a predicted model, not a curated record.
AUGGACACAUCUCCUGCCCUGCUCCUGCUGCUCACUCUGGGAUUCUGCUGCCCUGGGAUUUAUGGCCAGGCACUUGAGAUAAAGGUCAGGUCUCCCAAGGACAUCACCCGGCUCCGGGUAGGACAGAAGCUGGAGCUGGAGUGUCACACUGACAAGAGCCAUGGUGCAUCCUGGAUCCGCCAGGACAAGCAUGGGACCCUUCACUUCAUUGUCUUCAUCAGUUCUGUAUCCCGAACCACAUUUGGGGAGAAUCAGAAAACAUCAUCAUCCCCUCGCUUUGAGGCGAGCAAACACAACACAAUCUAUCGGUUGGUAGUGAAAUCUUUCACACCACAGGAUGAGGGGACCUAUUUCUGCGUGAUGAAUUUGAACCAAAUGCUGUACUUCAGCCCUGGCCAGCAUGCCUUCCUUCCAGUCACCACCACAGUGGCACCCACCACAUGUGGACCCACCUCCAAGCGUGGCAUCACUGAGGACUCCAAGCUCAAGACUCCAGAUCCAGAGGGAAGAAUGCAGGAAGAUCUGAAUUUCCCCUGUCACAUCUUCAUCUGGGUCCCCUUGGCAGGUGCCUGCCUCCUGCUCCUCAUCGCCCUGGUGAUCACCAUCGUGCUGUGUCAACAAACCAGAAGACGAAGAUGCAGGUGUAAGAGACCUGCAAAUGGGAAGCCCCCCACGAAACCCAGGACACCAAACUAACACAGACCAGCAUCUGCUC